Messenger RNA from Melanotaenia boesemani (Boeseman's rainbowfish), 1686 nucleotides. RefSeq names its product low density lipoprotein receptor class A domain containing 2 (gene ldlrad2). NCBI's taxonomy places the organism in Eukaryota, Metazoa, Chordata, Actinopteri, Atheriniformes, Melanotaeniidae. The transcript is spliced from 5 exons. Gene Ontology annotation, molecular function: protein binding. The record is from RefSeq and is a predicted model, not a curated record. Bases 61 to 1260 code for a protein of 399 amino acids.
GAGGUUCAAUUCUGACAAAGGCCACGGAGUUCUGAUGAUGAAGAGCAGCUUCAUCCUCAGAUGAGGAGCCGCUGUAAACUUCGAGCGGCUUCAGGGUGGAGGAUGGAGGCGGAGGUGGAGAAGCUCCGGCUGCUGCUGCUCCUCCUGCUCGGCUGCAACCAUCUGCGCUGCUCGGCCAUCGAGAUCGUGAAUGUGGUGGAUUUCUGCGGCCAGACGAUCCGUGAUGAUGGCAUGAUCGUCAACUCGCAUCAGGAAUCCAAGAAGUACUACUUUGUGACCAUGGGGACAGACUGUCACCUCACUAUGCAGGCCAGCUCUCCUAAAGACAAGGUCCAGUUCUACUUUCGCUUCUUCCUGGUCUACAGCUUGCUCCGGGUGGCUCCUUUAAGCCCUGCCCCUUUCUUCCCAGAGUCCCCACGUGGUUCUGCCCCCUUUAACCCUAAGCUUGAGCCUACCUCUGAUGAGAGCCUGGGAGACCCCUGUCAUGCUGGCUCAUAUGUUCAGUUCUACGAUGGUCGGGACCGAAACUCACCCCCCCUUGGGUCUCCACUUUGUGGGAAAAGUCCCCCCCGGCCAGUGCUGUCCACAGGAAACUACCUGACCCUGAGACUGGUGACCCGGGGGACUCAGCCCAGGGUUGACUUUGUUGGGGAUUUCACCUCCUUCAGACUGGGUUUCAACCAAUCGGAGUGCAGCAGUGAGCCCUACUUCACCUGCAGAAAUGGCAAGUGCAUCCCCAUCAGUCUAGUGUGUGAUGAUAAAGGCAUCGACAACUGUGGGGAUGGAAGUGACCUGGAGGAAAACUUAACUACAGGCUGCAAAGCAGGUCAGCUUUUACCUCCUGAGCCUCCACCCCCCAUUGCAACCCCAUCUCCACCUUUCUGGAAUCCACCAACCAGCCUGACUCAUCUGAACUGCAGCGUUCCUGACAGCGUUCCCAGUCACAAGUCAACAACAGACAUGCCCCCCUCCUUGUCCCUGCUGGUACUCUACAUCAUCCUGGGAAUAGCGGCAGGCAGCCUGGUGCUGUGCUGGUGCUGCUGGUCACCUGGCUGGUUUCUAUGGCGCGUCAGUGUCUGUCGCUUCAUACCCUGCUGCAACUCGGCUUGCGCCUCCUGCCAGCUCUGCACUCGCAGCUGCUCCCACAGCAAGGAGCACCGGUUGGCUAAAGUCACCCCUCAUACGCCGGUCAACAGGACGCCAUCGGGCACAGCGGGCACCGACAGCACCGAGGAGAACGUUCCCACGGUGGCCGUGUAGAGCAGUCAUGGUCCAGAUGAACAGACAUACAAACAGAUGUGGGCUGGUAUGGGGACAGAUGUUUACUGAAAACACUGAUGUAGUUGUGUCUGGAAAAACAGAUGUACUUUUAGUUUCUCCUCAAAUUAUUUUAAGCAAUGAGUCAAAUAUGAGGUGGAAACCCCGUGUUGAGGUUAAGUUAGCUCGCCUCGUUCUUUAUCACUUCUUUCUUAUUCCACAUCAUCCAUCCUCAAUCCUCAAUUCUCAUUCCUCAUUCCUUAUUCUUCACUUCUUUUCUAUAAUUUCUUACUCCAUACCUCUUGUUUCUUAUUCCUCGUUCCUUAUUUUUCAUCAAUCUUUCUUUAUUCCUCAUUACUCGCCUCUCAUUCCUUAGUCCUUUUCCUUUCUUUAUUCCUCAUUCUCUAUGUCUUAUUUAUCAUUCUUUUA